AUGUCGUGGCAUCCAGAUGGCUGUCUAUAUGAAGGAGUACGAAAAGUUAUUGGCGGAAAACCAGUGGGACGCACUAGCAGUAUUCGAAAGCUGAACCCGUUUUUGGAUGAUGACGGCGUGAUACGAGUUGAUGGCCGAAUAAACUCAGCCCUUGCUGUUCCAGUCUUUGUACGUAAUCCUAUUAUAAUGCCACAGAAGCACCACGUCACGGAUCUCAUCGUUGAUUUUUACCAUAAGUUAUGGAAACAUCAGAACCAGGCUACUAUUAUCAAUGAGAUACGACGUCGAUUCUGGAUACCACACAUACGAACAGUUGUGAGACAUGCCUCGAAAAGAUGUCUGGAUGGCAAAAAAGAACGAGCCAAGCCACACAUUCCACUGAUGGGACAGCUGCCAGAGGACAGAUUGACGCCGUUUGUAAAACCAUUCACAUAUGUUGGACUAGAUUAUAUGGGACCGUUCUUCGUUGUCACUGGGCGACGAACUGAAAAACGAUGGAUCACGUUGUUUACGUGCCUUACGAUUCGAGCGGUGCAUCUGGAAAUAGUCAGAGACCUAAACACUGAUGCAUGUUUGAUGAGUAUCCGUAAUUUCAUCAAUCGACGCGGGAUUCCAGUGCGCAUCCGCUCAGACAAUGCAACUUGUUUCGUAGGAGCGGACAAGGAACUUAAACGACAGAUCAACCAAUGGAACUAUGGAGUUAUUUCAGAUACUCUUGCGAGCUCGAACAUAGAAUGGAUCUUCAAUUUCCCGCUGAACCCUCAUGCCGGUGGAUGUUGGGAGCGUUUGGUGCGAAGUGUCAAGAGAGCAAUGGGAUGGGCGCUGUACCGUGAGAAUCUUCAAGAACAUAGUCUUUUUAGCUUGAUGUGUGAAGCAGAGAACAUAGUGAACUCUCGACCUCUAACUCAUAUUCCGCUAGACACACCCAAUGAUGAACCCUUAACCCCUAACCAUUUUCUUUUAGGUGUACCAAACUCACAGCAAACCCCUCACCCUCGAGCCGAGGAUUUGAGUGUGACGAGAAAACAAUGGCGCAAGGUGCAGCAAGCGCAACACCGUUUCUGGAAUAAAUGGUUGGCAGAGUAUUUACCCGAUUUAUGCCGACGUACGAAGUGA
Molecule: messenger RNA, 1116 nt
Organism: Eupeodes corollae
Lineage: Eukaryota; Metazoa; Arthropoda; Insecta; Diptera; Syrphidae
Exons: 1
Coding region: 1-1116 (371 amino acids)
Biological process (GO): DNA integration
Molecular function (GO): nucleic acid binding
Source: RefSeq, a predicted model, not a curated record